GGGGAGUGCGUAUAGGGGUGAGGAGGGUUUCCGUGGCCUGGUAAUGAUUAACAAGGGAAACUGGACUGCUGAUGUGCCUUCAGGCACUUAGUGCUGCUUGCCAGAGUCCCUGUGCAGCUAAUGCUGCUUUCUUGUGCCAAGUCAUUAGGAGAAGAAAGUAUCACAGAAGGUCACAAUCCCCAAAGUUACACAAUAGUCCUGACCACAUUAGACCUUCUGUUGCUGGAGUGGCUCUCCACAGAGAUUUUACCCGUUACUUAGCAGAUUCAUUACCAGCUAUGGUAGGGAGCCCAGCUUGGAGCAAAAGGUUGUCUGUCUCUGUCUGGGCUCCUUGAUCUUUAUCCUUAGACUUCUAAGACACUGAGAGGAUUGCAGAGUGUUUUUUUCAGUCUAGGGCUGGGAUGUGCUGACCUUAUCUGUACCUGUGUACCUUGGCAUUGCGAAGGAAUGACCUUGGGCUACUCACUGGGUGUCUUAGACCAAGGCAGAUCUGUCAGUUGGACUGUGGGGAAUCUGGGAGCCUAACAACAAUACAUCCCUGAGUUGUCUUUCUUUGCCUGCAAAGCCAUAAGCACCCUGCCUUGCCUCAUUCCUUUCCUUAAGUUACUUAUAAAUAAAAAUACUAUAUAACUUUUUACAUAUAAAUUGCAAAAGAGCAGUGACCCCCUGCAAUUAAGGGGAUGUAAUAAGAUUCCCUUAGGGAAGGGUGUGGGCAAAGUCAAUGAUGUAACAGCACUCGUUGCACAAUAGCAGUCUAAUUAUGGUGCAGUACAGGUGUGAGGGAUUUUGCAAUGCUAAUGCUGCUUAACAUGGGGAUUAGAAACCUUGUCGAUGCUAGGGAGCAAGGUUUGACUUUUUUGUUAAAAGCCAUAAUCUCUUCAAACAGCAAAUGUUAAGGUUCAAGUGUGGAAAAGCUUGUUUUCUUGAAGAGGAGUCUGACAUUGAACUCUCAAGAGUCCUCUCAGCCCAGCUGGAGUCAACAGGAGAUGUUUUCAAGUGUCAUCUGUAAAUGAGAUACUGCAAAAUGUGGUUCUGUGUUUCUUCCCCACGUCUUUAUGCUUGCACCAUGCCACUAACAAGGUCUGCUUUUAUAGGAGUGUCAGCUUGGAGAGGGGGAGCUCGGGCAUGUUUCACUACUUCAAGACAGGCUAGAGUAUUUGGGAGCGAUAUUCUCAGUCAUUCAGGAUAGUACCUAGGUACCCACGUUAUUAAAUAGAUGGCUUACUCCUGUAAGUCUUGCCUCUUCUAGAUUCCCAGGGUGGCUCUUGCUGUAGCAGUAAGUGCUUCGUAUUUAAUAAGUAUGCCUAAAACCUCAUUUUGUUAUGUCCAGGAUAGUUUGUAUGCAGCUGUCUUCAAUUCAUUUAAAUUAAACCUAACCAUUCUGUAACCUAGGAACAUGAUGGAGAUGUUCGUAGGUGGCAACUGAUGGAGAAUGUGUGGGUAACCUCAAUCUAGCUUUUGCUGGUGUCUUUCAUGGGAUUCAGCUUUGAAUGAUGCCAUGUGACUGGCUGGACUACAGGACUUCUAUCAACGAAUGUGUUCAACAUGGUUGUGGAAGUACCUCGAUGGACAAAUGCUAAAAUGGAGAUUGCCACAAAGGAUCCCUUAAACCCAAUUAAGCAAGAUGUGAAGAAAGGAAAACUGCGCUACGUAGCUAACGUGUUUCCCCACAAGGGUUAUAUCUGGAAUUACGGUGCUAUCCCACAGACUUGGGAAGACCCAGGUCACAAAGAUGAAAAUACUGGCUGCUGUGGAGAUAACGAUCCAAUUGAUGUGUGUGAAAUCGGAAGCAAGGUCUGCUCUCGAGGAGAAGUCAUCAAAGUGAAGGUGCUGGGCACACUGGCACUGAUUGAUGAGGGAGAGACAGACUGGAAGAUAAUUGCUAUCAAUGUUGAAGACCCUGAAGCAGACAACUAUAAUGAUAUCAAUGAUGUCAGAAGGAUGAAACCUGGAUACUUAGAAGCUACGGUGGACUGGUUCAGAAGAUACAAAGUACCUGAUGGAAAGCCAGAAAACCAGUUUGCUUUUAAUGGUGAAUUUAAAGACAGGGAUUUUGCUGUGAACGUCAUCAAAUGUACUCAUGAACACUGGAAAGCUUUAAUAGCAAAGAAAACUGACGGAGGGGAGAUCAACUGCACAAAUCUGACGGUGUCCGACAGCCCUUUCUGCUGUAGUCAAGAGUGUGCAAAAGCUACUGUGGAUGCAGCACCGCCAUGUAAAGCUGCUAACCCGAUCCCACCCGAAGGUGAGUCUCAAAACCCAUGGAUACAUUCCAAUGCUGAGUGGAGACUUCCUCAAAGGAAUUAUCAAUAAGAAAAUGGGGGUCUUAACUGAUAGCUAGGUAUGGCUCUAGCACUAGGAGAAAUGAAGGACCAGGAGAAAUUAAGGACCUUGUUAGACCUAACUUGUGUCAGUAAUACUGUUUGAUUCCUGAAUAACUUCUGUUGUUGCCUUACUUUCUUGUUUGGGUAUGCAAGGUGGGUAAAUGAGCAGUAAGUAGGAGACCUGCAGUGCCAUAGUUUGCUCCAGAAGGGAUUCAAGGCGUAGCAGGUCCUGCAAGAAGAGCACUGCAGAGGACUGAAGUGCAGUGAUAGCCAGAGAGGGAUUUUAGUUCCUCUGAAACAGGGGUUUCAUCAGUAUCCUCAGUGCAGGCAAGCCAAGGAAGGGAAUUACUCCUUACCCGCACAGAGCAGAGGCAGAAAUCAGUUGCAUGUUCGGUGCUUCAGUUGCCACUGGACCUGUUGAGCAGAGAUCUGUCACUGAACAACUGUCAGCUGCAAGCUGGUGACGAGCCUUUAGAGGCCUCGGGACUCGAUCCAUCGCACGGAGCAUGACUCUGUAAGAAAAGGACAGCUGUGGGAGGAAUCCGCGCUCAGCUGUCACCUUUUCCUUCCAUGCGAGGCAGCAAUGGGCACCUUGCACAUGAAAUCUGUAUGCUGCUGUAGCAGGGAUGAGACCCGAGGGCAAGCGUGAAGUAAUGGCAAUGUUGAGAACCCACAGCUGUGUGGCAGAAAGAGGAGCUAGGCUGUCAUCUCCAAUCUCUUCAUGGGUAAUAAAUCUGUGAAGAAAUUGAUGUCUUCUGCACGGGCACAGGAGUUGGAGGUAAAAUGACUUUACCUCUGAGUCAGCUGAGCCAGAGGGAAGCCGAGCUAGCCGUGGCUUGCUCUCCUCACCUGAACUGAGUCACGUGUAGGCUGAGCAAGGGUGACUUCUUCAGGAAAACAUGUACACAUGGCUGCACAAGAACCUGUUGGGUGUGUGGUGGUGGUGUUGACAG
Molecule: messenger RNA, 3277 nt
Organism: Haliaeetus leucocephalus (bald eagle)
Lineage: Eukaryota; Metazoa; Chordata; Aves; Accipitriformes; Accipitridae
Gene: PPA1
Product: pyrophosphatase (inorganic) 1
Exons: 9
Coding region: 1546-2313 (255 amino acids)
Biological process (GO): phosphate-containing compound metabolic process
Cellular component (GO): extracellular exosome; cytoplasm
Molecular function (GO): magnesium ion binding; inorganic diphosphate phosphatase activity
Source: RefSeq, a predicted model, not a curated record